This is a messenger RNA of Bombus pyrosoma, 1023 nucleotides long. RefSeq lists its product as uncharacterized. NCBI's taxonomy places the organism in Eukaryota, Metazoa, Arthropoda, Insecta, Hymenoptera, Apidae. The record is from RefSeq and is a predicted model, not a curated record. The transcript has a single exon. Bases 1 to 1023 code for a protein of 340 amino acids.
AUGCGAGGCCUUGUGGUUCUUCGAUCGACGCCGGAGAGGAACACCACCGGAGGAACUGUCGACGCUCGUGAUCAACGAAGAAAAGGUGCCGGUAGGACGCCGAAUGAAGUACCUGGGCUUGACCAUCGACAGCGAAUGGACGUUCGGGCCACACUUCGAGGACUUGGUCCCAAGGGUGACAGCCGCGGCGAACGCCUUAUGCGGCUUACUACCAAAUAUCGGUGGCGCGGGACUGGGAGUCCGCCGACUCUACGAGGGAGUGGUCCGAUCGCGAGUCCUCUACGGAGCUCCGGUCUGGGCCGAAGAUCUGUUGGUGAGUCGUCGCAGCCUGACCUUGGUGAGGAGACUGCAAAGAACGACCGCCAUCCGUAUAGCGACAGGACCGUGUCUUACGCGGCGGCGACCGUGUUGACCGCGUCCCCUCCGUUUGAGCUGCAGGCCCUGGCACUCCGUCGGGUGUACGAACACCGGAGGGCCCUGAUUGCCAGCGGGGAUGCGACGCCGACGUCGGCGGACGUCCGGGAAGAAGCGAAGCUGGAGAUUUGGGAGCGCUGGCGCUCUCUACUCAUGGAAGAGGAUACCGUGCGACCGCAUCGCGCCGUGCGCGCCGUGCUUCCCAACUGGGAAGAGUGGAGAGAUCGAGGCGGCGUUCCGCUUACAUUCAGAACGACGCAGGUGCUCACCGGUCACGGAGUGUUUGGCGAGUACCUGCUCAAGAUUCGGCGCGAGGUGACGUCCACCUGUCACCACUGUGAGGAGGAGGAAGACACUGCGCAGCACACGUUGGAAUUCUGUCCGGCGUGGGAGGUCUCGCGACGCGUCUUGCGACUCGAAAUCGGCGAGAGAUUGGCCCCGGAUGCUAUAAUUGCGGCAAUGCUCAGGGGUCGCCAGGAAUACAUUGCCGUGCGCACCUACUGUGAGCAAGUGAUGCUCACGAAGGAGCGAGCGGAAAGAAGGCGGGAAAGAACUCAGCAUCCUAGCAGAACUCGGAAUCGAGCGGUUGCCGCGUCGUCGACGCGCUAG